AUGUUACGAAAACUUUUUAUGCUGAGCUUAUUCAGCAUAGUAAUAGCUCAGUGGGGCCAUAAUCCCUAUGCUGUAGGAGGAUUCGGCAUUCCUCCACCUCCUCCUCCGAACAACAAUGUUGGAGUUGGUUAUCCGACAGCUUAUGGGCUUUUUCUGGGACGUGGAGGUUACUUUGAGUUAAGUGAAACUCAAGAAGUAAUUUUAGCUCCAACUCCUCCUCUGAACAACAAUGUUGGAGUUGGUUAUCCGACAGCUUAUGGGCUUUUUCUGGGACGUGGAGCCCAAUCCAUCAUCCUCGCUCAGCAGCUCUGUGCGCUGUCUGAAUGGCGGAGCCCACAUAGGUCAAUGUCGCCUGGAUAA
Messenger RNA from Strongylus vulgaris, 360 nucleotides. The record is from the annotation of a GenBank genome assembly. NCBI's taxonomy places the organism in Eukaryota, Metazoa, Nematoda, Chromadorea, Rhabditida, Strongylidae.